AUGGGGACCAGCCGGAAAGUGGACGCCAGCCGGCCCGCCCCUGCAGACUCCCGCUUCCGGCCCGGAGUCGGAGCCACGCCCCCUCCCUCUCCGCACGCAGGCGCGGACCCUCCAGCCAAGGCCUUGGCAGAAUUCCCUUUAGGGGUUAGGAGGACAAGGAGACAAGAGGUGUCAGAGCCAAUCUACUGCCAGCCUGGGGCACCAUUGUCGGUGACAGAAAUGAGGAUUCGAUACUCAAAGCUGGGUUUGCUGGCUACCUGCAUGCUUUCAUUGUGGCUGAUGGCCUCCUUCCUGGACCAGGAGUCCAGCCAGAAUAAUCUCCACAAGAUCUCAAGGACCUGCCACUGUCCCAGGAUGGAUUCCAGAAAGUGUGGCUGCCCGCCUAGUAUCCUCAGUUGCUCCCUCUGCCUCCACCUGCCUGGCGAGUCUGACUGGUUUGACCAACGUUUCCAAAAGGCCAUUGAGCCCCUGCAGAGGUCAGAAGAGUCCGCAUCUUCUGAUGCUCUGAUUCUGUGGCUGGGACUUCACAGGGUCCAGUCAGAGGGGUUUGAGAAAAGGAAGCAGCAUCCAACUAACGUGCCUCCUAGACGCCCACUGGGCCACGUGGGGUCCAGGUGCCUCACCUGUGCAGUGGUGGGAAAUUCAUGGUUCCUUCGGGGCUCUGGCCUUGGCUUCAGGAUUAACCAACAUGACAUGGUCCUCAGGAUGAACCAGGCCCCUGUCCAGGGCUUUGAGACAGAUGUUGGGAACACAACUACCAUGCGCAUCAUGUACCCUGAGAUCGCCAGUGCUCAGGAACCUGGCACCCAACUGCUGCUGCUUCCAAUGAAUUCCUCUGGUCUGAAAUUUUGGAUAUUCCAGUUACCUGCAGGAACCGAAGAGAACAAAGACAAGGUCCUGGUGAUCAGCCUCAACUUCCUCAAGUAUAUUCAGGAAAGAUGGCUGGACAACCAGGGUCAGUAUCCAUCCUUGGGGCUCGUAGCUCUGUUCUAUGCAUUGCAUACUUGUGACCAGGUCUCCUUGUUUGGUUUUGGGACAGAUCAUCUCAAAAGGUGGUCCCAUUACUGGGAUGAUAAAAAUUGGUUCGAGAGCACCAUGCAUGAUCCCCAAGCAGAGCACGAUGUCAUCCUUCGGCUGCAGUGUGAGGGGAAGGUUGCUAUCUACAGCUGA
Molecule: messenger RNA, 1170 nt
Organism: Choloepus didactylus (southern two-toed sloth)
Lineage: Eukaryota; Metazoa; Chordata; Mammalia; Pilosa; Megalonychidae
Gene: C19H20orf173
Product: chromosome 19 C20orf173 homolog
Exons: 8
Coding region: 1-1170 (389 amino acids)
Molecular function (GO): beta-galactoside (CMP) alpha-2,3-sialyltransferase activity
Source: RefSeq, a predicted model, not a curated record